GCUUCGUCGAUCUUGGCAGGGUUUCGAGGACCCUGCUGUGUUCCGCGAUGCGCUACGGGUUCUGCAGGAUGUCGAUGGCUGCGACGACGGCCUCGAGCUCGACGGUUUCAGCGGAGGGAGCGGCAAGGGCGGCGGCUUCAACGACGGGCACCCCUUGCCUGAACGGCCAGAUGCGAAGAAGCUUCCGGACUGGAGAAGGGACGCUCAGGAGGCCCAGGGCAGGGGCUUGCUGAAGGUUGACGACGUGGACAAGUGCAGCCGCAACCGGUUUCACAGGGUCCCCACGGCCCUGAACCAAUAGAAACCCGACCUAGACUAGAUUUUGGUGGAAUUUUUC
Ectocarpus siliculosus is the source of this 337-nucleotide messenger RNA. The record is from the annotation of a GenBank genome assembly. NCBI's taxonomy places the organism in Eukaryota, Phaeophyceae, Ectocarpales, Ectocarpaceae.